This is a messenger RNA of Cajanus cajan (pigeon pea), 792 nucleotides long. NCBI's taxonomy places the organism in Eukaryota, Viridiplantae, Streptophyta, Magnoliopsida, Fabales, Fabaceae. The record is from RefSeq and is a predicted model, not a curated record.
AUGUCCCAAUUGAAGCAAAUUCAGGCCCAUGUAUUCUGCAUUGGCCUGCAACAAGAUAGAGACACCCUCAACAAGCUCAUGGCCUUUUCCAUGGACUCAUCAUUAGGGGAUUUUAACUAUGCAAACAGAAUCUUCAACCACAUUCAUGACCCCUCGUUAUUUAUCUACAAUCUCAUGAUCAAGGCCUUUGUGAAAAGGGGUAGUUUUUGUAGUGCCAUUUCUCUGUUUCACCAAUUGCGGGAACAUGGGUUGUGGCCUGAUAACUACACCUACCCUUAUGUUUUGAAGGGUAUUGGUUGCACUGGGGAGGUUAGGAAAGGGGAAAAGAUUCAUGCUUUUGUGGUUAAGACUGGCCUUGAGUUUGACCCUUAUGUGUGUAACUCAUUGAUGGAUAUGUAUGCUGAGUUGGGUCUAGUUGAGGGGUUCUGUCAGGUGUUCGAGGAAAUGCCUGAGAGGGAUAGUGUUUCUUGGAACAUCAUGAUUUCAGGUUAUGUCAAAUGCAGGAGGUUCCAAGAGGCUGUUGAUGUUUACCGGCGAAUGCGAAUGGAGAGCAACAAGAAGCCCAAUGAAGCAACGGUUGUGAGCACCCUGUCGGCGUGCUCAGUGUUGAGGAAUGUGGAGCUUGGGAAGGAAAUUCACAGUUACAUUGCAGUUCAACGACCCUGGGAAGAAGAUCCAUUUACCAUGAGUGAGGAAGUUAUGAAGAUGAUAUCAUUAGAAGUUGUGCGUGAAAGGUUAUUGGACUAUGUACAUCAGGUAGUUGUUGAAUUCAUUCAUUCUUCUAAUACCUAG